This is a messenger RNA of Herpailurus yagouaroundi (jaguarundi), 3979 nucleotides long. It is a transcript of the gene CIP2A, whose product is annotated as cellular inhibitor of PP2A. The coding region runs from base 153 to 2879 and encodes 908 amino acids. The record is from RefSeq and is a predicted model, not a curated record. NCBI's taxonomy places the organism in Eukaryota, Metazoa, Chordata, Mammalia, Carnivora, Felidae. The transcript is spliced from 21 exons.
AGGGUACCCAGGGACUUCCGAAGCGCUACCGGAACCGGAAGCAUCGGGACUUAGGGGGGUGGGGCUGAAAAAUCAAAAAAAGCGCCGCGAAAGUUGGAGGCUGGUGCCGGCAGGGUGGUAGUGGCCCCCAGGUGGGGUUGUGGCGAGUGCCAAUGGACUCCACCGCCUGCCUGAAGUCCUUGCUCCUGACCAUCAGUCAGUAUAAAGCCGUUAAGUCGGAGGCGAAUGCCACCCAGCUUUUGCGGCACUUGGAGGUAAUUUCUGGGCAGAAGCUCACACGAUUGUUUACACCAAAUCAGAUACUACCAAGCGAAUGCUUGAGCUGCCUUGUGGAGCUACUUGAAGACCCAAGCAUAAGUGCACCACUGGUCUUAAGUAUCAUCAGCUUGCUGUCUCAACUAGCUGUAGACAAUGAAACCAGAGACUGUCUUCAGAACACAUACAACCUGAAUAGCGUGCUGGCAGGAAUGGUUUGUCGGGGCAGCACUUGCCAUGGUGAUUCAGUGUUUUUGCAGUGCAUUCAACUUCUACAAAGAUUAACAUAUAACAUCAAAAUUCUCCAUUCUGGUGCCAAUAUAGAUGAGUUAAUUACAUUCCUGAUAGAUCAUAUUCAGUCUCCUGAAGAUGAGUUAACAAUGCCUUGUCUAGGAUUAUUGGCAAAUCUUUGUCGACACAAUCUUUCUGUUCAAACAUACAUAAAGACUUUGAAUACUGUGAAAUCUUUUUAUCGAACUCUUAUAAGCUUCCUGGCCCAUAGUAGUUUAACUGUGGUUGUGUUUGCACUUUCAAUAUUGUCCAGUUUGACAUUAAAUGAAGAGGUUGGCGAAAAGCUGUUCCAUGCUCGAAACAUUCAUCAGACUUUUCAGCUAAUAUUUAAUAUUCUCAUAAACGGUGAUGGCACACUUACUAGGAAGUAUUCAGUUGAUCUAUUGAUGGAUCUCCUUAAGAAUCCCAAAAUUGCUGAUUAUCUUACCAGGUAUGAGCACUUUUCUUCAUGUCUCAAUCAAGUAUUAGGUCUUCUUAAUGGAAAGGAUCCUGAUUCUUCUUCAAAGGUUUUAGAAUUACUUCUUGCCUUCUGUUCAGUGACUCAGCUGCGCCAUGUGCUCACUCAGAUGAUAUUUGAGCAGUCUCCAUCUGGCAACACCAUUCUGGGAAGCCGUUCUAAAUGUUUAGAUCCUACUGUGGCUCUACUUCGUUGGUCAAGCCAACCUCUGGAUGGAUCAGAAAACUGUUCUAUUUUAGCUUUGGACUUGUUCAAGGAAAUAUUUGAGGAUGUUGUAGAUACUGCUAACUGCUCCUCAGCUGACCGAUUUGUGACCCUUCUACUGCCUACAAUCCUUGAUCAACUUCAAUUCACAGAACAAAAUCUAAAUGAAGCUUUACUAAGAAAAAAAUGCGAAAGAAUGGUCAAGGCCACUGAAGUUUUGUUAACUCUGUGUGGAGAUGAUACUCUAAAAAUGCAUGUUGCAAAAAUUCUGACUACUGUCAAAUGUACCACUCUGAUAGAACAACAAUUUACAUAUGGCAAGAUUGAUCUGGGGUUUGGAACAAAGGUAGCAGAUUCUGAUUUGUGCAAACUUGCUGCUGAUGUAGUUUUGAAAACUCUUGAUUUGAUGAACAAGCUUAAACCAUUGGUUCCUGGCAUGGAAGUAAGCUUCUACAAAAUCCUGCAGGAUCCACGCCUGAUUACACCCUUGGCUUUUGCUUUAACAUCAGAUAAUAGAGAACAAGUACAGUGUGGAUUGGGAAUACUAUUGGAAGCUGCUCCACUGCCAGAUUUUCCUGCCUUAGUACUUGGAGAAAGCAUAGCAGCAAACAAUGCCUAUAGACAACAGGAAACAGAACACAUGCCCAGGAGAAUGCCCUUGCAAUCAUUAAAUCACAGUGUUCCAAGAUCGGUAAAAUGUUUAACUCCUCCACUUUUGAAAGCUAGAGUUCCUGGAUUGAACAUUGAGGAAUUAAUAGAGAAACUACAGGCUGGAAUGGUGGUAAAGGAUCAGAUUAAUGAUGUGAGAAUAUCUGACAUAAUGGAUGUAUAUGAAAUGAAACUGUCCACAUUAGCUUCCAAAGAAAGUAGGCUACAAGAUCUUUUGGAAGCAAAAGCUCUAGCCUUGGCCCAGGCUGAUCGGCUGAUUGCUCAGUACCGCUGCCAAAGAACUCAAGCUGAGACCGAGGCACGGACACUUGCUGGUAUGUUGAGAGAAGUUGAGAGAAAAAAUGAAGAGCUUGGUGUGUUGCUGAAGGCACAACAGGUUGAAUCAGAAAGAGCCCAGAGUGAUAUUGAGCAUCUCUUCCAACAUAAUAGAAAAUUAGAGUCUGUGGCUGAAGAACAUGAAAUACUCACAAAAUCCUACAUGGAACUUGUUCAGAGGAAUGAAACCACCGAAAAGAAGAAUAAAGAUUUACAGAUCACAUGUGAUUCUCUAAAUAAACAAAUUGAGACAGUGAAAAAGUUGAAUGAGUCAUUCAAGCAACAAAAUGAAAAGACUAUUGCCCAAUUAAUAGAGAAAGAAGAACAGAGAAAAGAAGUACAGAACCAACUAGUAGACAGAGAAUGUAAGCUAGCAAAUAUGCAACAAAAAACAAAAGUACAAGAAGAAAAGAUUAAAGUUUUGCAAAAAGAAAGGGAAGAUAAGGAAGAAACCAUUGAUAUCCUUAGAAAAGAAUUAAACAGAACAGAACAGAUAAGAAAAGAAUUGAGCAUUAAGGCUUCCUCCCUAGAGGUUCAAAAGGCCCAAUUAGAAGGUCGUUUGGAAGAGAAGGAGUCGCUGGUGAAACUUCAGCAAGAGGAGUUGAACAAACACUCUCAUAUGAUCGCAAUGAUCCACAGUUUAAGUGGUGGGAAAAUAAGUCCAGAAACUGUGAAUCUCAGCAUAUAGAAGUUAUGUAUUUAUCUUCCUGGGGAGGUGUGGUAGAGAAGGUAAUUUGUGACCCCAGAACAGUAGUAGAUUAUUGUCUAAUUAUUAAUUUAGUAAAGAACGUGAUCUGAUAAAUAUUUUUAUUUGGUCUUAAAAGUUUUACUUUCUGUUUCUGGCUUUUAUUGCUUAAAGCUAUCUUUCAUUCUUAUAUUAGAAUAUUUUUCUUGACCUCCAUUAUUGUUUUUGUAAAGUUUUUCCAUUUUCCUUCUGAUUUUUAAUUUAUUCUCAUUUGUAAUUAGAUUUUAAAUCAAACUUUCUUGAUUUAACAAUCCUAAAGAUUAAUAAAUUGAAAAUACAAUUACUAGUAUAAAAAGAGAAGGCAUGUUAUUGCCAGGGAAAUUUUUUUCUAAAUAGCACAAAAGAAAAUUCAGUGAAUUUAAAAUAAUUUUGUUACUGCAUUUAAAAUACAGUAUGAUAUAUGGUAUUAGUUCUAAAUUUGAAAAAAAUAUAAUGAAUAGUUACAAAAAUAAUGUAUGAAAAUUAGAAAAUAUCUGAUGUGUUAAAUGAAUACAUUGUCACAUAAAAAACACUAUAGUUUGUACAAUUAUGAAUAGCCUUAAUUUUUAAUCUUUUUAAAAUGUACUAUGUUGGUAUACCCAUAUCAUUUCCAAUCAAUUAUGAAUUUCUUUUGAUUUACAUAAGGAUAACUUGGAUUCCACCCUUGCUACAUAUUCAGAAAUCUGUUAUUUGUUGUUGAUUCUAAUGUCAGUUGCAUUUAAUAUAUUGCCUUUCAUUGAAAUAGUUUUUAAUUUGGCCAUUUAAUUUUAAGGCAUAGUUUAAAUAUCCUUAUACAUUUAUUUCUUUAAUACAAAGGGAUUUUUUCAGUACUCUUCAUUUGAAUCAAAUGUUCUAAGUGGUGUUUAAAACAGAAGAGUUUUUAUAUCGGUAUUUUGGUUGAUUUUUAUUGCUACUUUUUAUAACCAUUAAUUUUGCUUAGUGUUUUCUUCCCUAUUUAUAUCUUCCUGUGACUUAAGUGAACUUAUAUUUACUUCUAUUUUUCAACCAUAAUAUACCUGAAAUUAUCUUUAGAAAUUAAAUAUAUUUUCAUAAUUUGCUAAUUA